Uncinocarpus reesii 1704 is the source of this 582-nucleotide messenger RNA. RefSeq lists its product as uncharacterized. Lineage: Eukaryota; Fungi; Ascomycota; Eurotiomycetes; Onygenales; Onygenaceae. Bases 1 to 582 code for a protein of 193 amino acids. The record is from RefSeq and is a predicted model, not a curated record. The transcript has 3 exons.
AUGUCAACCCCAGGCUCGACUCUCUGUUGCCAGGCCCUGUGCCUUGGCAUCUUCAGGCCGCGACUAUCAAGCACCCACAUUCAGCGGACUGUGUCAAAAGACAACCCUCUCCGCAUCGAUGAUCGUAGCUUGAAAGGCAGUGGUUAUCGCCAGAGGCAGCGGGCCAUGGUUACAUCGAGACUCUGUUUUGGCUUUUCGGCCUUUCCCGGACUCACCACCUCCGCCAAUCUUCAGCACCGUGGAGAGCUGCUUCGACAGAGCGUUGUUUGCAACUGUAACUGGUCGCUUGAAACAUCACAUCGUUCGAAAACCGUCGUGACUACAGGGCCGGGUGAUAGUGAUACACCUAAUGUCCCCGAAACCGAAAAGAGCCCCCCUUACCUCCCAGUUGCAGAUAGAAUGCCCUUAGAUUCUGGAAUAAUUCCGUACCGGAUAAGGUUUAGCAUCCCUGCUCGGAUGAUCGACAGGCCACACACAAAUUACGAUGUUUUGAGGAGAGGCACCAGAUUCCUCCGCCCUGACCCCGGGGCCGUGUCUGGUCAUUGGGUGUUUCGAAAAAUGGGGCUCAUUUCCACAGUUUGA